Malurus melanocephalus (red-backed fairy wren) is the source of this 2037-nucleotide messenger RNA. Its product is annotated as acrosin-like. The record is from RefSeq and is a predicted model, not a curated record. NCBI's taxonomy places the organism in Eukaryota, Metazoa, Chordata, Aves, Passeriformes, Maluridae. Gene Ontology annotation, molecular function: serine-type endopeptidase activity. The coding region runs from base 438 to 1772 and encodes 444 amino acids. Gene Ontology annotation, biological process: proteolysis; acrosome reaction. The transcript has 5 exons.
ACGCCUUUAUGAAAUUGAUGUAAAUAAACAUAUGUAAAAAGGUGAAUGUAGGUGAACUAGCAGAGCACUGAUGUUUUACAGCAAGGAUCACAACAUUUAAAAUAUUCAUUUAGGGUGGGAAGAAGGGCACGACAGGCUGAGAGAGUUAUGACUGAUCAGCCUGGAGAACAGAACACUCCCAGGAGACUUUGGUGCCCCUUCCAGUACUUAAUGGGGRCUUACAAGGGGGCUGGAGAGGUACUUUGGACAAGAGCAUGUAGUGAUAGGACACAGGGAAAAUGGCCUUAAACUGCAGAAGGGCGGGUUUAAAUUAAGCUUUAGGACGGAAUUGMGGACUGUGAGGGUGGUGAGGCCCUGGCACRGGUUUCCCAGAGCAACUGUGACUGCUCCUGCAUCCCUGGCAGUGCCCAAGGCCAGGCUGGACGGGAUAGUGSAAGAUGUCCCUGCCCAUGACGCUAUUCAAGUCCCUUCCACCCAGACCAUUCCAUGCCUCUAUGACUCUGUGCUGCCCCUCCCUACCAUGCUCAGCACACAGAACAGGCCCCUCUGUGACAGCAGCCCUGGGCCGGGRCAGUGUGAGCACCUUGAAGGCCGUGGGUGCCGUGUCGGUGGCCGCAGGAAAGGUGUCACCUCAAUUCUGGCCACUGCCACUCGCRCUGGCACCGAUGGCUUUGCUGUGGCUGCUCAUCCUGCUGGCCCUGGCCAGCCCCGUGGUGAGCAACUGGGACACCUGCAGAAGGACCUGUGGGCUCUGGCCCAUGGCUUCUGACCACAGCUCUGUGGCUUCUGCUGCUGGCACCUCCCACGUCACGGGUGGCACCAGUGUCCAGCCAGGGGCCUGGCCCAGCAUCGUCAGCAUCCAGGCCACCUGGGAGAAUGACACGUGGCACAUGUGCUCCGGUGUCCUUCUCAGCUCCCAGUGGGUCCUCACGGUCGCGCACUGCUUCGCCAGGGGCGGGGACAUCUCCACGUGGGAGGUGGUGAUUGGGGCCACGGAUCUGACCCRRCUGGGCCCUGAGGCUGAGGUGCGCCGCAUCCAGAGGCUCCUGGUGCACCAGCACUACGUGSCUUCCACGGCAASGAACGACAUCGCCCUGCUGGAGCUGGACCAGCCCGUGGAGUGCAGYGACUACAUCCAGCUGGGCUGUGUGCCCGACGCCUCGCUGAGGGUCUCUGAGCUGAAAUCCUGCUACAUCGCCGGCUGGGAUUUUGCCACGGGUGAGUUUCCAAACAAUGGAUCAGGCAUGGUGCUGCGGGAGGCCAAGGUCCACCUCAUGGACACAGAGCUGUGCAACAGCAGCCGGUGGUACGCGGGGACCAUCCAUCCCCGCACCCUGUGCGCUGGGUACCCACAGGGCAGCAUCGACACCUGCCAGGGGGACAGCGGGGGUCCCCUCGUCUGCAAGGACAACACGACGGACUAUUUCUGGCUCGUGGGCCUGAACAGUUGGGGAAGAGGCUGUGAAAGAGCCAGGCACCCCGGGAUCUACACCUCCACUCAGCACUUCUACAACUGGAUCCUGCUGCAGACGGGCCUGAGCCCGGCAGAAAGAGUUGGUCCAGCACCAGAGCCAGUCGCCACCUCGAUCCCAGAGCAGCGUCUGAAACCGGCAGCAGAGGGAUACAUCGGCUUGACCCCUGAGCACAGCCAGAGACCAGCGCUGGCAUCCUCGGGCACACUGAUGCCCAUGGCCUUCCCACACCAGAUCCUGGCGCAAUUCUGGAAUCUGGUGCAGGAGUUCCCGCAGUUUCUGAAGGACAAAAAGGUUUGAGCAGCAGUGGGACGAGCAGGAUCCAGGGCUACAGUGGACCGUGSCAUUUCCUGCUGGGCCAAAGGUAGCCUUGGGGCCAGAGACUUCUCUAUGCUGCCCAUGCUGCUCUGCUGCGGCCACGCCGAUGCUGACGUGACCGAGGUGUUGAAGUAAAGUUUCUGUGUUCACCAUUAACCGUGUUUUCAGCCCUGCUCAGUGCACCCACGGGCUUGGAGAGUCACUGCUCUGUCUGUCCGUCUGCUGUGCUGUUCACAUUCGUUCUUCA